Molecule: messenger RNA, 797 nt
Organism: Cyprinus carpio (common carp)
Lineage: Eukaryota; Metazoa; Chordata; Actinopteri; Cypriniformes; Cyprinidae
Product: CD209 antigen-like protein A
Biological process (GO): biological process involved in interspecies interaction between organisms
Cellular component (GO): external side of plasma membrane
Molecular function (GO): D-mannose binding; fucose binding
Source: RefSeq, a predicted model, not a curated record
UUUAGACCACAUCCCCUCUGUGAAGACACACUGCAAGACGUAGGAACAAACAUGGAAUUAGAGGACUUUCAUAAUAAUGCUAAAUGCAAAAAUGUUAAGAACACAACUGGACCUCAAAGACACUGCAAUUAUGAAGAACAACCUCGAAGCUGCCGAGGAAGUCGAUGUUUGGUGCCGAUCACUGUGUGUCUCGGGAUUAUUUGUCUACUUCUAAUUGCUGGCAUCAUACUGAUGUAUUUUCAGGCCUCUUCUAAGCGAGGAUAUCUGUGGGGUCCAGAUGGCUUGUUCAUGUCCACUGAGUUGAAGAGCUGGUCUGACAGCAGACAGUAUUGCAGGGAUCGUGGUGCUGAUCUGGUCAUUAUCAACACUGAAGAGAAGCAGAGGCACAUAUCAUCAUUUAUCAAAGAGAGAGUGUGGAUUGGUUUGUCUGACAUAGAGAAUGAGGGCAACAUGAAAUGGGUGGAUAAUUCACCACUGAAACAAGGGUUUUGGGUUGAAGGUGAGCCAAAUAACUAUCAUGGUAAAAGCGAAGACUGUAUUGAAAUGAGGCCUCCAGAUCCUGUCCUGAACAACUGGAAUGAUCUCUCAUGCUCUGAGAAGAAAAAAGGGAUUUGUGAGAAAUAGAGUUCAUCACUACUUGUCAUGCUUGUCCUUGUUUCAUGGAAUCAUUAUUAAGAAUCUAUAAGUGUCACUGAUUCUCCCUAUUAUUCUAAUUUUUAGUGUCUGUGAAACUGCUUUUGAGAUUAAUUGCUUUCUCUAUAAAUAAAAUGGUCGAUAACCAUCAUUAACAUAUUAAA